Sus scrofa (pig) is the source of this 2849-nucleotide messenger RNA. It is a transcript of the gene CPT1B, whose product is annotated as carnitine palmitoyltransferase 1B. Gene Ontology annotation, molecular function: carnitine O-palmitoyltransferase activity. Gene Ontology annotation, cellular component: mitochondrion. The record is from RefSeq and is a predicted model, not a curated record. Gene Ontology annotation, biological process: carnitine metabolic process; long-chain fatty acid transport; fatty acid metabolic process. NCBI's taxonomy places the organism in Eukaryota, Metazoa, Chordata, Mammalia, Artiodactyla, Suidae.
GAGACCCACUGCCCCCCCCACCCCCAGCUCCCAGACCUCUGAACAGUCUUCGGCUUGGAGGAACUGCCCCCCGCCACGCCUGAUUCUCGCCACAGAGAGGCGGGUAGAUUCUGGCUGCCGCCCCCCAUCUGUUCUCUCACCCCAAAUUUGGGAGUGUGUGUCGGGUUCCCGGCGAGGGCGGGACUUAGGUGGCCGGGCUUGAAGGACGUGGGGACACGGCCAGAGCAACUGGCCCCACAAGCGGACGGGAGCAAAGCCCUUCUGUGCUGACCAACCCCCAGGAUGGCGGAAGCGCACCAGGCUGUGGCCUUCCAAUUCACAGUGACCCCAGAAGGGGUCGACUUCAGGCUCAGCCGGGAGGCCCUGAAACAUAUCUACCUGUCCGGGAUCAAUUCCUGGAAGAAACGUCUGAUUCGCAUCAAGAAUGGCAUCCUCAGGGGGGUGUACCCUGGCAGCCCCACCAGCUGGCUGGUUGUUGCCUCGGCAACAGCGGGUUCCUCCUACUACAACGUGGACAUCUCCAUGGGGCUGGUCAAUCACAUCCAGAGAUGUCUUCCUGAGAGAUAUGGCCCCUACUGGACCCCACAGACCCGGGCACUUCUCAGCAUGGCUGUCGUCUCCACGGGGGUCUGGAUGAUAGGCAUCUUCUUCUUCCGCCAAACCUUGAAACUGCUGCUUUCCUACCACGGUUGGAUGUUUGAGAUGCACGGCCAGAGCAGCCGCGUCACCAAAGUCUGGGCUAUCUGUGUCCGCCUUCUGUCCAGCCGGCGGCCCAUGCUCUACAGUUUCCAGACAUCUCUGCCCAAGCUUCCUGUGCCCAGCGUGCCAGCCACGAUUCAUCGGUACCUAGAAUCUGUGCAGCACUUACUGGAUGACGAGGAAUACAGCCGGAAGGAAAUGCUGGCCAAGGAGUUCCAGGAGAAGACUGCCCCCAGGCUGCAGAAGUACCUGGUACUCAAGUCAUGGUGGGCGACUAACUAUGUGAGUGACUGGUGGGAAGAGUACGUCUACCUUCGAGGCAGGACCCCCCUCAUGGUGAACAGCAACUAUUACGUCAUGGACCUGGUGCUCAUGAGGAGCACAGACGUGCAGGCGGCCCGCCUGGGGAACGCUGUCCACGCCAUGAUCAUGUAUCGCCGUAAACUGGACCGCGAGGACAUCAAGCCUGUGAUGGCUCUAGGCAUCGUGCCCAUGUGCUCCUACCAGAUGGAGCGGAUGUUCAACACCACGCGGAUCCCGGGGAAGGACACAGACACACUGCAGCACCUCACAGACAGCAGGCACGUGGCCGUCUACCACAAGGGCCGCUUCUUCAAGGUGUGGCUCUACGAGGGCUCCCGACUGCUCAAGCCUUGCGAGCUGGAGCUGCAGUUCCAGAGGAUUCUGGACGACCCCUCCCCACCUCAGCCUGGGGAGGAAAAGCUGGCAGCCCUCACUGCAGGGGGAAGAGUGGAGUGGGCGCAGGCACGCCAGGCCUUCUUCAGCUCUGGCAAGAACAAGUUUGCCCUGGAUGCCAUCGAGCGCGCUGCUUUCUUUGUGGCUCUGGACGAGGAGUCUCACCACUAUGACCCGGAAGACGAGGCCAGCCUCAGCCUCUACGGCAAGGCCCUGCUGCACGGCAACUGCUACAACAGGUGGUUUGACAAGUCCUUCACCCUCAUCGCGUUCAAGAAUGGCCAGCUGGGCCUCAACACCGAGCAUGCGUGGGCAGACGCCCCUAUCAUUGGGCACCUCUGGGAGUUCGUCCUGGGCACGGAUACCUUCCACCUGGGCUACACAGAGACGGGGCACUGUCUGGGCAAACCAAACCCUAUGCUGGCACCCCCUCAGCGGCUGCAGUGGGACAUUCCUGAGCAGUGCCAGGCGGUCAUUGAGAGUUCCUACCAGGUGGCCAAGGCGCUGGCGGACGACGUGGAGCUGUACUGCUUCCAGUUCUUGCCCUUUGGCAAAGGCCUCAUCAAGAAGUGCCGCACCAGCCCCGACGCCUUCGUGCAGAUCGCCCUGCAGCUGGCCUACUUCCGGGACAGGGGCAAGUUCUGCCUGACCUAUGAAGCCUCGAUGACUCGAAUGUUCCGGGAGGGACGGACAGAGACCGUGCGGUCCUGCACCCGCGAGUCCACAGCCUUCGUUCAGGCCAUGGUGGAGGGGCGCCGCGUGAAAGCAGACCUGCAAGAUCUGUUCCGGAAAGCUGCCCAGAAGCACCAGAAUAUGUACCGCCUGGCCAUGACCGGGGCUGGGAUCGACAGGCACCUCUUCUGCCUUUACGUGGUCUCCAAGUACCUGGGGGUCAGCUCCCCUUUCCUGGCUGAGGUGCUCUCAGAACCCUGGCGCCUCUCCACCAGCCAGAUUGCCCAAUUCCAGAUCCGCAUGUUUGACCCAAACAAGUACCCCAAUCACCUGGGUGCCGGCGGCGGCUUUGGCCCUGUGGCCGAUGACGGCUACGGGGUCUCCUACAUGAUCGCGGGCGAGAACACCAUCUUCUUCCACGUCUCCAGCAAGUUCUCAAGCUCAGAGACGAACGCCCAGCGCUUCGGGAACCACAUCCGCCAGGCUCUGCUGGACCUCGCCGAUCUCUUCCAAGUUCCCAAAGCUGACAGCUGAGGGCUGGAGAAACACCAGAUGCCCUUUUGGCCCCGCAUCGUGGAGGAAGGGGCCUGUGGUCAGCUCGCAGGCACAGGGGUGGCCGUGCGCAGGUGCCCAGGCUCCAAGGACACCUCUGGUAGCAGCUGCUGCCUGGGCAGGGCUGCUCCCAAGGGCUCAGUGGUGGAAGUCGGGCUGCAGCAGGGAGGGAAUCUUGAUUUUUUUUUUUUCUUGCUAGAUGCUAAUAAAAAUAAGUUUGUAUAAUUCUA